This is a messenger RNA of Symbiodinium pilosum, 663 nucleotides long. The record is from the annotation of a GenBank genome assembly. Lineage: Eukaryota; Dinophyceae; Suessiales; Symbiodiniaceae.
AUGAUGAGUGUAUUGUUCAAUCCCAUGGUGGAGUCCGGCAUUGCCCCAGACACGGCUUGGCGUCUGGCCAUGAUUGUGCCUGCGGUCAUGUUCUUGAUCGUCGCUAUCAGCCUGAAGCUCCUGUGCUGGGACACGCCCACAGCCAGGCGUUUUGACGUGUCUGUCACCGGCAAGACCCAGAAACCGUCCAUGAUGGAUUACGUUGAGGUGCUCAAGGACGUUCGUGUCGUUGUCAUGAUUGCGCAGUAUUCUGCGUGCUUCGGUGCUGAACUCGCUAUGAACAAUCAGUUAGCUACGCACUUUCGCACGUACUUCCAGAUGGCGGCAGCAGAUGCUUCCGCAUUGGCGGGUUCUUUCGGCCUCAUGAAUCUUUUCGCCCGCAGUUUGGGAGGCAUCACCUCUGACCUGCUCUUCAAGAAGUUCGGCUUCCGUGGCCGCAUUUGGGCGCAGUUUUUGUCGCUCUUCUUCGAAGCCAUCUUCCUAUUUUGCUUCGGACUUGUGGACAACAGCCAGCCGUGGUACGUUGCGCUCGCAGUGCUGUUGUGCUUCAGCUUGUUCGUGCAGAUGGCGGAGGGUACCUCUUAUGGUAUUGUGCCCUUUAUGAACAGGCAGCAGCUGGCUAUCGUGUCCGCAUUAGUCGGUGCAGGCGGAAAUUUGGGUGCG